This is a messenger RNA of Ornithorhynchus anatinus (platypus), 2226 nucleotides long. It is a transcript of the gene ALS2CL, whose product is annotated as ALS2 C-terminal like. The record is from RefSeq and is a predicted model, not a curated record. NCBI's taxonomy places the organism in Eukaryota, Metazoa, Chordata, Mammalia, Monotremata, Ornithorhynchidae.
UCCCGCCUCUGCCCCCGCCAGCUGCGGGCUCUUUCCAGCCUCAGUUUCCCGCAGCCUCAGUUUCCCCGCCCGGAGCCCCCUGGCGGGAGGGCAGGUCGGCUCUCCCGUCCCCGCCAGGCCGGCCCCCCUCCGGGACGGAGCCCACCCGCCGCGGGACCCUCGGCGUGGGGCGGCGGCCCGGGAUCUCCGGGAAUUAAAGUUUCCAGGCCGCAGAUCGUCACCGCGGAGGGCGACUUCUUCCCGUCCGCCAAGGAGCCUCAGUCAAGGGCGCUGUGGCGGUGGAAACUGAGGCAGGCGGUGCGGCAGGCCCUGGACGGGCGGCGGGACUCCCCCCUGGCCGGGGGGCCGGGCCGGGCCGCGGAGGACCCCCCGGCCGACCGCUCCUGCGUCCACACCUUCCGCGCCGGCGGCCGAUUCCAGCACGCGACCUACGACGGCGAGUGGCGCGCGGGGAAGCCCCACGGCAAGGGCGCCUUGAUGUGGCCUGACGGUUCCAACCACGUGGGGGAUUUCAAGGACGGCCUGGAGCACGGGUUCGGGAUCCGCCUGAUCCCGCACGGGACCGAAGACCGGUUCGACUGCUACAAGGGUCACUGGCGGGACGGCCGGAUGGAGGGCUACGGCAUCUGCGAGUACGGCGACGGGCCGGUGUACAGGGGCUACUUCCGGGCCGGCCGGCGCCACGGCUUCGGCGUCCUGGAGAGCGCCCCCGGACGACGGCCCUUCCGCUACACCGGACACUGGGCCCACGACCGCAAGGACGGCUACGGCGUCUGGGACGACCGGCGCAGGGGGGAGCGCUACAUCGGCACGUGGCGGGACGACCGGCGGCACGGCCAGGGCGUCGUCGUCACCCAGUCGGGCAUCUGCUACCGGCGGACGUUCCACGCGGGCAAGAUGGUGGGCCCCGGCCUGCUGCUGACGGAGGACGACUCGCUCUACGAAGGAAGCUUCUCCGGGGACCUGGAGUUCGUGGGGAAGGGCAAGGUCACCUUCCCCAACGGCUUCACGCUGGAAGGCACCUUCGGCGGCAGGACGGGCGGCGGGCUGCAGACGCAGGGCGUCCUGGACACGGGCGGCCGCCCACCGGACGGGCGGUCCGUCGGCGGACGGCAGCUGGGGGAGGCCGAGUUCCCGGCGGAGACGCGCUGGCCGGGGGUCUUCGGCCCCUUCCGGGACUUCGUGCGGGCCGGGGCGCCGGCGGGCGCCGAGGAGGCCUGCAUGGGCUUCCACGUCCGGAGCGCCGGGGAGCCGCCUCCGGCCGGACCGCGGAGGACCCCUCCCGGCGACGAGGCGGCGGGGAGCAUCGAGGACGUCCUGGCGGAGAUCCCGCGGCACCGGGCCCCCGAGGAGCGGCUGCGGGACUACUUGCGCGGGGCGCUGCGGUCGUCGGUGCACCCGCUGGGCAAGCUGCUGGCCGCCCUGACGCUGGCCUUUCAGGCCACCUACUCCGGGGUGGGCGCCAACAAGCACCUGCUGGCCAUGGCCCAGGGCGAGGUGAAGCACUGUGCCCGGCGCAUCUGGGAGCUGUACCGGGCUCUGCUGGGCCUCGCCCUGGAGCGGCAGGGCCGGACGGCGGAGGGGGCCCCCGAGGACCCCGAGGACGGGGAGCGGCAGGCGCGCGGGCUGGUGCUGCCCCUGGUCCUGCCCCGCUUCCACCCCGACCUGUUCCUGCUGUACAUGCUGCGCCACGAGCGCGAGGACGGCCUCUACGGGCGGGGCAUCGCCCACCUCAGCCUCUUCCCCGACACCCGGCUCCUCCGGUUCCUCCACGUCCAGAAACGCCUGUGGCCCCUCAAGGACCUCACCCUGACCACCGAUCAGAGACGCUCCCUCGUCAGAGACGAGUGCUUCCUCUCGGCCACCGAGUGUCUGCAGAAGAUGAUCGCCACGGUGGACCCGCGGGAGAAGCUGGACAUCCUGGAGGAGACGUACGGCGAGAUCGAGGCCACCGUCUCCCGCGUCCUGGGCCGCGACCACAAGCUGCCCAUGGACGACCUGCUGCCCCUGCUCAUCUACGUGGUGUCGCGGGCCAGGAUCCAGCACCUGGGGGCCGAGAUCCACCUCAUCAGGGACAUGAUGGACCCCGUCCACCAAGGGGGGAUGUUCGACUUCCUGCUGACGGCCCUGGAGUCGUGUUACGAGCACAUCCAGAGGGAAGACAUGCGCCUCCAUCGCGCGCCCGCCCUGACGAGCCCGCGGGGCUCCCGGUAGCCCCCGGCCGGG